This is a messenger RNA of Hymenoscyphus albidus, 1131 nucleotides long. Lineage: Eukaryota; Fungi; Ascomycota; Leotiomycetes; Helotiales; Helotiaceae. The record is from the annotation of a GenBank genome assembly.
CUUGUGCUGCCUCGAGUCGCAAACUCUCCAACUCUCUUUCAGACUUCUGCGCAACCACAUCAGCGACGCGAUCCGAAUCUCAAAAUGUCUGACAACGAAGGUGGAGAUGGAGGGUAAGUUUCCUUGCUCGAGAGAGGAGCUAUCCAACCUGAUGUCGACCAAACCCAUUGACUUUAUCCCCAAAGAUACUCCCCAGCCUACGGUGGUGAUGAGCCCGACUACGAACCAGAUGAGCCAAUGGAACCCGAUGACCAUGAGCAGGAUGUUCACAAUCCAGACGGAACUGCGCUGGGCGAGGAUCAGGACCAGUUUAAUAAUGUCGUUGAAUCCGGGGACGCAGCUGCUAUGGCGAAUCGAAAGGGUGAAAAGGCACCAAAAGACAAGCAGAUUCCUCAUGAUAAACGAACCACUACACCAUAUAUGACCAAAUAUGAACGAGCUCGUAUUCUGGGCACAAGGGCGUUGCAGAUUAGGUUAGUUGGGGCGGACUGCGAUUUUUUUGAUCAGAACAUAUAUCUAACACUCCAACUUCAGUAUGAACGCGCCGGUAUUGGUUGAUCUGGAAGGAGAGACAGAUCCUCUUCAAAUUGCAAUCAAAGAAUUAAGAGAGAAAAAGAUACCCUUGAUUAUUCGACGAUACAUGCCUGAUGGUUUGUAGGUUAUUACAUUUACCAUUUACUCGAUUUCAGGAACUAACUCAAAGCUAGCUACGAAGAUUGGACCUGCGAAGAACUAUUGCUAUAAGAUGAAAACUGGUUGGGCCAAAUUACUGUUGCAUAACAAAGCAGGGAUACAUUGGGAUGGCGUUGUAUUGAAAUGGGCGUUUUAGGCAUGAAGAAUGAUACUCUGGGGAACAUGGAUAUUAGGUGUGACAAGAAUAUCAAUGGCUUUCUAUGCGCCUACCUCCCCUGGUACUUUGUUGUUAGUGAUUUGAGUAGUCAAGUCUCCGGGAACAAGGUAAGGUUCUCCUAAGCUCCCUAAUUGAAGUAUAACGAUUGACGACUUGUGGUUAGCUGCACCAUUUUGAUUGGCCAACUCUCUGUCGUUGUUUAUUUUGACAUGCGGCUGACCAUUAACCCUUUUCGAACUUGUUGCCAAGCUAAAGAUUAGAUUCGCCGCUCCUCUGCCUGG